AAUUAUUUUAUCAAGUUAGCCAUUGUAAAAUUUGAAUUUGGUCUCUUUCCAAGUUGUUGCAGUUAGAGGAGCAGAAAGAGCUGCUGGAAAUCAGACUUAGGAAGUUGGAAAGCUGCAUCUAAUAAUGUCGAAGUGGAGUUGGAUUGCAUUUCUAUCCUUUUUCUAUUUGUUGCUGUUAAAUAUUCCUUUUGGAUAAUAAAUGGGUGGAAGGUCUCCUUCAGGUUUGCGGGUUUUUGCUGUGGAUUUGGUUGGCAAGCGGAGCAUCGAGGUGUUGAGCGCAAUGUGCGCGCGCGCUAAAAGGUCAUAGAGCAAGUAAUGUACUUGUUUGGAUGGGAAGACGGCAGAUUUUGGAUGGAUCUGCUGCGGCCAAGAUCGGGUUCGUCUGUGUUGUUUGGCUGAAGUUUGAUCGGAAAUAAGCCCUUUUUGCGUUGAUUGGUAUAUGGAGAAAGGUUCAACAGGCUCAGAAUGGAUACAUUAUGUUCUCAGCUAAUCCCAUGAGCUUAUUCUAAAGGCCAUCAAGGGAACUUUUAUUUAUGCUUUACCUGGAGUCAGCUGCCAAAGUUGAUGGGACUGCACAUGAAAGUUCUUUCCAUCUGCUUCAGUGGACUACUAUGCUUGAAUUUCAUUUGCUGUGAAAGGGAUCAAAAUGGGCCGGAUGAAGUGAAAUGGGUGUGCAAUUGUGCCGCUAAUCCUCUAGCAGCAUUCAGUUCCAACAGCUCUUACAAUUGUUCAACAUCUUGUCAUUGUAUACCAGAUGACUUAGGAUUGCCAGAUGGUGUUCGCUGGAAUUGUUCUUGUGCAUCUGUUUCAACUCCUCAGGCCACUGAAAGCAUAUACAGAUCCAGCUGUUUUACAUCCUGCAACUGUACAUUUGGCUCAACUGAAACUUUGGUCGCACAGAGGCCCCUCACCAGAAAGAUUGUUUUGGUUGCUUUCCUAGUCUGUGUUGUGAUCAUAUCAAUUGCAUUAUUUGCAUUGGUUGCACUUCAUGUCUACCGCAAGGAGAAGUUCCUUCAUCAACAACAAAUAUAUUCUUCUGCAAGAGACACGAGCUUCACCAGUUCAGCAAACUUAAUUAGCUAUCGAUCUGCUUCAUUCUUGCGAAACCAGCAUAAGGCUGAUACCCUGUUCAGCCCAUUCACAGAAUUUCUACGCAGGAUUACUGUCAUAUUUAAGGGGGAAAAGCAAACAAUACCUGGAACAAUUAUCCAGUUCUCAUUUUUUGAACUGGAACAGGCAACUGAUAGAUUCUCCGAUGCCAACCUUAUUGGGCAAGGCGUGAGCAGCAAUGUGUUCUAUGGCAAACUUUUUGAUGGAAGGAUUGUUGCGAUUAAGAAACUGAAAGCACUAAGUGAGACAGACGAAGAUUAUGAUUUUUUAACUGAGAUUGAAAUAAUAUCAAGGCUCAACCACUGUCAUGUUGUACCCUUACUCGGAUACUGCUGUGAAUAUCAAAGCAGAAACUACGAGAGGCUUUUUGUAUUUGAGUUCAUGUCAAAUGGUAAUUUACGAGAAUGUUUGGAUGUAAAACAUGGUAAAGAACCCUUGAGUUGGGUUACUCGAGUUCAUGUUGCUUUAGGAGUUGCAAAGGGCUUGGAAUAUUUGCAUGAAGCAGCUGCCCCUAGGAUAUUGCAUCGUGACAUAAAGUCCACCAACAUUCUCUUAGAUGACAAUUAUAAACCAAAGAUUACUGAUCUGGGCAUGGCCAAGUAUUUAAUGGCCGAUGACCUUCCAAGCUGUUCUAGUUCCCCGGCAAGAAUGUUGGGAACAUUUGGAUAUUUUGCGCCUGAAUAUGCUAUUGUGGGAAAAGCUUCCCUAAAGUCUGAUGUUUUUAGUUAUGGCGUAGUUCUUUUGGAAUUGAUCACAGGGCGCCAACCAAUUCAAAAAACAGCUAAAGGUGAUGAGAGCCUUGUAAUUUGGGCAACAGCACGUCUGCAUGAUAGCAAGUUGGUUGUGACUGAAUUACCUGACCCUCUUUUAAAAGGAAACUUCCCCGAGGAAGAGAUGCAGAUAAUGGCUCAUUUAGCAAGAGAAUGUCUCCAGUGGGAUCCAGAUUCUCGACCAACGAUGACGGAGAUUGUUCAGAUCCUCAACACCAUUGCUUCUGAGAAGUAUCGGACGGGGAGCUUCCAUGAAAACUUCCAUAUGGGACUCCAUUGGCGCAGCAUCAAAAGCACCACUGCUUCAGACAAAUCACAACACUGUUCACCUGCUAUAAAGGAAGUAGAACUAGCUCAAGAUACUUCAAACGGAACACAAGAGCAGAGCUCAUUGACUGAAUUAAAUCAAGAGAACUCAGAGAGAGUUCAUCUUAAUUGGCCUUUCUCGUCAAAAAAUGAUCAGAACUUGCGUGGGGAGAAGCCAAAAAAUCGAGAGAUGGUUCUUUCGGCCGAGUACAUGCACGAACUGGUGUUCCUAGCAUCAGCUUUUCAGAAUAGGGAAUCCUCGGAGGAAGAUGUGGAUCUCACUGAACCCCGUUUCGAGUCUUUUCUGUGAUGAGACAGAUAGAUAUCUCGCAAUUCUAAACAAAAUAAAUUAUUUUUUUGUAAAGUGAAAUGUUAGGGACAGUAAAGUCUGUGUUUUGAUUCUUCAAAUGCAGCGCUUUGCUUCUUAUCGUUUCUUAUGUAAAUUUAC
This is a messenger RNA of Phalaenopsis equestris, 2634 nucleotides long. Its product is annotated as receptor-like serine/threonine-protein kinase NCRK. The transcript has 11 exons. The record is from RefSeq and is a predicted model, not a curated record. Gene Ontology annotation, molecular function: protein kinase activity; ATP binding. Gene Ontology annotation, biological process: protein phosphorylation. Bases 565 to 2496 code for a protein of 643 amino acids. Lineage: Eukaryota; Viridiplantae; Streptophyta; Magnoliopsida; Asparagales; Orchidaceae.